Spea bombifrons (plains spadefoot toad) is the source of this 1508-nucleotide messenger RNA. RefSeq names its product biglycan (gene BGN). Gene Ontology annotation, molecular function: protein binding. The transcript has 8 exons. Bases 250 to 1353 code for a protein of 367 amino acids. Lineage: Eukaryota; Metazoa; Chordata; Amphibia; Anura; Pelobatidae. The record is from RefSeq and is a predicted model, not a curated record.
AUCCUUAAACCUCACACAAAACCUUCAGGCAUUCAGCCUUUCUCCACUCACUCAGUCUAAAGAGGGCAGCGGGGUGGAUGUCUCCUUGUUAAACAGAAGAAUUGGAAAGUACAAAGCAAACAUAGUGAGGGGACAAAAAAAGGGGGUAGCCACAGCUCUGAGAAAAGGACAGUCACUUUGGAAACUUAAAAAGGGGUGUUCGGCUGGGUCGGAAUCUUCUCUCCUCAAUAAUAAGUUUCCUCUCCCACAAUGAAGGGCUUGCUCCCCCUGUGCCUAUGUGUGAUCCUCUGUAAUGCCCUGCCGUUUGAGCAGAAGGGAUUCUGGGACUUCUCCAUGGACGAUGGACUUAAUAUGAUGCAAGAUGAGGGUUCAGGGAUUUUCCCUACACCUGCAGUAGUUCCUCCAGAUCAUGACAUGCCAUCCAUGGAUUUAUGCCCUUUUGGCUGUCACUGCCACUUGCGUGUGGUGCAGUGUUCUGAUUUGGGACUUACAAGUGUGCCCAAAAACAUUCCAAAAGACACAACCCUCCUGGAUCUGCAGAACAACAAAAUCACGGAAAUCAAAAAAGAUGAUUUCAAGGGACUUACCAAAUUAUAUGCCUUGGUUUUAGUAAACAACAAAAUCUCCAAGAUAAAUGAGAAGGCCUUUGAACCACUGCAAAACCUGCACAAGUUGUAUAUCUCUAAAAACAACUUGGAGGAGAUACCUAGGAACCUGCCAAACUCCCUGGUGGAGUUGCGCAUUCACGAAAAUAAGAUCAAGAAGGUUCCUAAGGAUGUCUUCAACGGACUCAAGAAUAUGAACUGCAUUGAAAUGGGAGGUAAUCCUUUGGAAAAUGGAGGCAUCGAGCCUGGAGCGUUUGAUGGCUUGAAGCUAAAUUACCUGCGCAUCUCAGAGGCCAAGCUCUCCGGCAUUCCUAAAGAUCUUCCAAACAGUCUUAAUGAGCUUCACCUGGACAAUAACAAAAUCCAGGCCAUUGAAACGGAGGAUCUUAUUCGAUAUUCCAAUUUAUACAGGCUGGGACUGGGACACAACAAUAUCCGAGUGAUAGAAAAUGGGAGUCUCACCUUCAUGCCAUCUCUAAGGGAACUGCACUUGGACAAUAACAAGCUCUCUAAGGUGCCUCCAGGCCUUCCAGACCUGAAGUUCUUGCAGGUUGUAUACUUACACUCCAACAAUAUUACCCAAGUAGGAGUCAACGACUUUUGCCCAAUAGGCUUUGGGGUGAAACGCAUCAACUACCAUGGAAUAAGCCUCUUUAACAACCCGGUUCCAUACUGGGAGGUGCAGCCAGCCACUUUCCGCUGCGUUACCGACCGUUUGGCCAUUCAAUUCGGAAACUACAGGAAGUAAAAUAGAAGGAGUAUUCUUUCAGGAAUCAAAGAAAGCCACAGAUUGAAUGAGAAAAAGACAGAGAACAGAUGAUCCAACCAAAACCACACACGAUACAAAAUAAAUCAAAUUAUGCAACAAAUCAUGGGCUGUGUGUGUGUAAGACUUUACAAAAA